Molecule: messenger RNA, 1753 nt
Organism: Dentiscutata erythropus
Lineage: Eukaryota; Fungi; Glomeromycota; Glomeromycetes; Diversisporales; Gigasporaceae
Source: the annotation of a GenBank genome assembly
AUGGAUAAAACUAUAGAUGAGGCCAACGAGCUCUUCAGAUCCCAAAAAAUCCUGGUAUUUGAACCUGGAGAGGAGGAGUAUGAGCGUUCUGUCGUGACUCCAAAUCUCCUGUUCCGCUUCUCGAGACCCCAUUUGGUGAUUCAACCUGAGGACGCUUCUCAUAUCCAGCCCAUUAUCAAGCAAGCAAGAGCGCAGAAGCUCAAAAUAUCUAUCAAGUGUGGUGGUCAUUCUUAUGCAGGACACUCCACCGCCAACAAGGGCAUCUCGCUGGACCUCAGGAAGAUAAAUAAGGUUAAGCUCGACAUCAAAUCGAAAAUUGUCACGAUGGAUGCUGGUUGCAACUGGGGCCAUGUGUACAAAAAACUAGUCAACGGCCGGCACAACAGGUUCAUCAUCAACGGUGGGCGUUGCCCCUUUGUGGGAGUGAGCGAUUUCAUUUUGGGGGGCAGUCUCAGUCCGUUUACAAGAAGCUUCAGAAUGGGAUGUGACACUCUGGAGGAGGACACUGUUGUGACCGCAGACGGGGAGUUGGUUACUGUUAAAGACAAUGAUGAUUCGAACUCUAAGAAGAGCAAACUCUUUUGGGCACUCCGCGGUGCAGGUGGUUGUAAUUUUGAUAUUCUGGUGAAGAUAAAGUUGAAGGUCCAGCAGCUGCAGAACAAGGAAGGUGUGGUGGUAGCUGGGAGAUAUCAGUGGUUCCUCAAGUCAGCAAGGAUCACGAAUGACCUUAUGAAUAUGAUAAACUAUUUUGACUUAAUAACUACAAUGAACAAUUUCUACACGACCGAUUGGCCCAACCAGAUGACCAUUGACAGCACCUGGAUGUGCAACCUCCAGCAGAAAGAGGGCGAUGGAGUCCGGUUCCUCGUCUACUAUGAUGGCGAAAAGGACGAAUUCGACAAACUUAUCAAUAAAUACAUCAAACAGCCGGAGCUGGCAAAGCAACUUAAACAACGAUCCUUGCCUGAAAAACCUACAGCAUCUACAGCUCCUUCGUUUUCAACAACGCUAAUAACAGCCACCACCAUCAUCUGGGAAGAGAUGAAAACUUUCCGGCGCCUCUACCAGGGGGAAAAAGUUCAGUUUCUGGUUACUUGGAUUCAUUCUGGGGGCAAGGCGAAGGAGAAGGAACCUUCAGAUACAGCUUUCUUCUGGCAUGAAGCUAUGUAUCACACACAUCUCACAGUAGAUUGGGAGGACAAAUGGAUGGAGAGGGACAUGAGGGGCUUCUUAAAGGAGAUCAAGAAGAAGCUGAGGCCCUUUUCUUUGAAGCGGAAGGCCGCAUUCAUCAAUUUUGCCAACGGAGAACUAUCAAAAAAAGCUUAUGAAAAGGCAUAUUUCGGGAAUAAUCGCGAGAAGCUGCGGCACAUCAAGGAGAUUUGGAAUAAGGAUAACUUCUUUGAGUGGAAUCAAGGUAUUCAGCUUCCACAGGGUAUUGACGAUGAUGGGGAGGAUGUGGAUGUGGAUAUGCCGGAUAAGGAAAAAAUAACAGAUACGAUCGCAAAAGAACAGUGGGAAAAUUUUGAAACCGAUGACUUCGUGAAAGACCGUAAGGAAUCUGUGGAUAACGUUGACAAAUUAGUCAAAAAACACCCCAUACUGGAGCGUUUCUUCAAGGGCAAGAAGAACUAUAUAAAAGAGUUGGUGCAGAAGGCUGCGGACCUGAAGAACGACUUGUGCACGUCCCUUGGUAGCAAAGACCUUCUACCCAAAACGAUCAAGAUUACCUUGCGUCAGCAAGUUAUCUACUGCG